AUGUUUAACCGUACCACUCAACUGAAAUCCAAGCAUCCCUGUUCCGUGUGUACGAGGCGAAAAGUCAAAUGUGAUCGUAUGAUACCGUGUGGAAACUGCAGGAAGAGAGGACAGGACUCCGAAUGUAUGAAAUCAACAAAACUAAUAACGGCUUCAUCUUCCAAGGAAUAUCUCCCUGACCUAUUGUUAUUCUGGCAAAAUUAUGAAUAUUGGAUAACGAAUAUUGGGCUGUACAAAACAAAACAAAGAGAUCUUACUAGAACACCAGCUAAUUUGGAUACUGAUACUGAAGAAUGUAUGUUUUGGAUGAAUUAUCUUCAAAAAGACCAAUCAUUCCAAUUGAUGAACUUUGCUAUGGAAAACUUAGGUGCUUUGUAUUUUGGUUCCAUUGGAGAUAUCAGUGAAUUAUAUUUGAGGGUGGAACAGUACUGGGAUAGAAGGGCAGACAAGAAUCACAGUGUAGACGGCAAAUACUGGGACGCACUAAUAUGGUCUGUCUUUACCAUGUGCAUUUAUUAUAUGCCAGUCGAGAAGUUAGCAGAAAUAUUUUCAGUAUAUCCUCUCCAUGAAUAUUUGGGUAGCAACAAAAGGCUCAAUUGGGAAGAUGGUAUGCAAUUAGUCAUGUGCCAAAAUUUUGCACGCUGCUCAUUAUUCCAAUUGAAACAAUGUGAUUUCAUGGCGCAUCCCGAUAUAAGGCUCGUUCAAGCAUAUCUGAUUUUAGCCACUACAACUUUCCCCUACGAUGAACCGUUGUUGGCAAAUUCGCUCCUAACACAGUGCAUCCAUACCUUUAAAAAUUUUCAUGUGGAUGACUUUAGACCUUUACUUAAUGAUGACCCCGUUGAAAGCAUCGCUAAAGUAACCUUGGGAAGAAUAUUCUAUCGCCUGUGUGGAUGCGAUUAUCUUCAAUCGGGGCCACGCAAACCAAUUGCACUUCAUACAGAAGUAUCCUCCCUAUUACAACAUGCAGCAUAUUUGCAGGAUUUGCCUAACGUUGAUGUUUACAGGGAAGAAAACAGCACAGAGGUCUUGUAUUGGAAAAUCAUCUCAUUAGACAGAGAUUUAGAUCAAUACUUGAACAAGAGUUCUAAACCUCCCUUAAAAACAUUGGAUGCUAUAAGGAGGGAGCUCGAUAUUUUUCAAUACAAAGUAGAUUCGUUGGAAGAAGAUUUUAGAUCAAAUAACAGCAGAUUUCAAAAAUUUAUUGCACUUUUUCAAAUAUCUACUGUUUCCUGGAAAUUGUUUAAGAUGUAUCUCAUUUAUUAUGAUACCGCAGAUUCACUACUAAAGGUUAUACAUUAUUCUAAGGUAAUCAUUAGUCUUAUUGUUAAUAACUUCCAUGCAAAAAGUGAGUUUUUCAACAGACAUCCGAUGGUGAUGCAAACCAUUACGCGCGUGGUCUCUUUCAUCUCCUUUUACCAAAUUUUUGUGGAAUCGGCUGCUGUCAAACAACUUUUAGUAGAUCUAACUGAACUUACUGCAAAUCUGCCCACAAUAUUCGGUUCAAAACUAGAUAAACUAGUUUACUUGACCGAAAGGCUCAGUAAAUUAAAACUUUUAUGGGACAAGGUACAGCUUCUAGAUUCAGGUGAUUCGUUUUACCAUCCUGUUUUCAAAAUACUACAAAAUGAUAUUAAGAUAAUUGAGUUGAAAAAUGAUGAAAUGUUUUCUCUCAUAAAAGGACUCGGGUCUUUGGUACCGUUGAAUAAGCUUAGACAAGAAUCGUUGCUUGAGGAAGAGGACGAAAACAAUACGGAACCAAGUGACUUCAGAACUAUUGUAGAAGAGUUUCAAUCCGAAUAUAACAUUUCUGACAUACUUUCCUAA
This is a messenger RNA of Saccharomyces cerevisiae S288C, 1827 nucleotides long. RefSeq names its product Cep3p (gene CEP3). Lineage: Eukaryota; Fungi; Ascomycota; Saccharomycetes; Saccharomycetales; Saccharomycetaceae. Gene Ontology annotation, biological process: regulation of DNA-templated transcription; regulation of transcription by RNA polymerase II. The record is from RefSeq and is marked reviewed. Gene Ontology annotation, cellular component: chromosome, centromeric region; nucleus. Gene Ontology annotation, molecular function: zinc ion binding; DNA-binding transcription factor activity, RNA polymerase II-specific. Bases 1 to 1827 code for a protein of 608 amino acids. The transcript has a single exon.